Aspergillus glaucus CBS 516.65 is the source of this 389-nucleotide messenger RNA. RefSeq lists its product as uncharacterized. The record is from RefSeq and is a predicted model, not a curated record. NCBI's taxonomy places the organism in Eukaryota, Fungi, Ascomycota, Eurotiomycetes, Eurotiales, Aspergillaceae. The transcript is spliced from 2 exons. The coding region runs from base 131 to 337 and encodes 68 amino acids.
CAUUCCUUUCGAUUUUCUUCAUGCCUCCGUCUCGAUGUUUCUUGACGAAACUUGCUCUUUCCUUUUUCUUUUACUUCGGAAAUGUCUUUCUUUACGAGUUUCUAGCCUUAAGCGAUGAUCGUGAUGUUAUAUGUUAUUCGUUAUUUUAUUCGUUAUUUUUCUCUGUUAUUUUGUUUCUUUUUACUUUUUUUUUAUUACUUUGCCUUCUCAGUGGUAUACGUUUUUGCCUCCGUAUUUACAUAGCGAUGAUGAGGAUCACGAACUGGCAGCAGGGAGGCGAUGGUCCGAGUUGUUGUCAAUGUUUGGUUUAUGCUUUAUUUUCCAUACAUUUAGUUGAUCUACUGAAUAUAGUCGUUUUGCAUAUAGUCUUUAGUCUUUACAGUAUGGUC